This is a messenger RNA of Didymosphaeria variabile, 576 nucleotides long. RefSeq names its product phosphate transporter (Pho88) (gene PHO88). Gene Ontology annotation, cellular component: mitochondrion; endoplasmic reticulum. Bases 1 to 576 code for a protein of 191 amino acids. Gene Ontology annotation, biological process: protein targeting to ER. Lineage: Eukaryota; Fungi; Ascomycota; Dothideomycetes; Pleosporales; Didymosphaeriaceae. The transcript has 3 exons. The record is from RefSeq and is a predicted model, not a curated record.
AUGGCGCUCAACCCGCAGAUUACCAACCUUCUCAUCAUUCUGGCGUUUAUGCAGAUCUCGAAGAAGGUUCCUUUUGAUGAUCCCAACGUCCUGAAUGGCGUGCGAGCGCUGUACAUCCUCUCCAACGUUAUCAUCGCCGGUAUCUACCUCUACGUGCAGGCGCAGAUCAAGAAGAAGAAUGACAUGACCGUUGUCAAAUACGUCGAGCCCGCUCCAAUGGGAUCCGGCGAGGAGCCCAAGUUCGUCGCGACCACCGUAAAGGCAUACGAUCUUCAGCAGCUCCAAGGCCUGUUCAAAGCCCAGCUCAUGGGCGUCGGCAUGAUGGGCUUCAUGCAUCUUUACCUAAAGUACACCAAUCCGCUGCUCAUCCAGUCUGUCAUUCCUCUCAAGGGCGCUUUCGAGGGCAACCUUGUCAAGGUCCAUCUCUUCGGCCAGCCCGCGACAGGCGAUCUUCAGAGGCCUUGGAAGCAGUCUGGUGGCCUCAUGGGCGCUAUGCAGGGCGGUGAAAUCAAGACCGAUAAGAAGAGCAUCGAGGCCGCUGAGCGUGCUGGACGCGGCGGUGUCAAGGACGAGUAA